GCAAACUUUUUUGUUCAUAGUUAUUUUACACCUGUGACCGAAGUCUUUCCUUUAAAGAGGCUGGAGACAUGUUUUCGGUCCCGGUAUUAUAUCGCAUGGAGAAACUUAAAGAACGCGUUUUUCAAAUUAUAAACUGAAGCAUGGAAAUGUUGUUUAUGACUAUAUCUCUGAUUGCUGCUUUCGCAUCCACAACGGCCCUUCCUCGUCUAGACUUUGGAAAUAACAGAACUCAACGCAUUGCUCACUGCACUGAUGGCCUGGAGUACAAACAUAGUGACAUCUGUUGCCUUCUCUGUCCUGCUGAAAUUCAGUUUUGUGUAUGGUCACCAGGUACACAUGUGAAAUUACACUGCACCAAACCACACAACAAAGGAGUAUGCGAAGAAUGCGACUAUGGAGCCACAUUUAUUGAACACAUGAAUGGUUUCACAGAGUGUUGGAAGUGCACGACAUGUCGCUCAGAUCAGGAAAUUGUAAGGAAAUGUUCAUCCACUCAAGACACAGAAUGUCAGUGCCGAUUAGGAAAGUUCUGUUCCCCUGAUCAGCCAUGUGAGGUGUGCAAGAAAUGUUUGAGGUGUGAAAAAGAUGAAGAGAUAGUGAGGAACUGUACUGCCACCACCAACACUAAGUGCAAGAAAAUCCAGCAAAAGUCGGACAUUUCCUCAGACAGCAGUGCUAUGAUUAUAGCAGCUUUGCUGCUUUCUGCUGGUUUCAUUGUUGUCGUGGUGUGUGCAUUAUGCUGGUGGAAGAGAAGACACAGCAAGCCAGGUACGUAAAAUCCAUGUAUUAUUGUACAUGUGCACAUGCUGAUAUUAAGGCUGCUAAGAAUCUCACAUUUCAAAUCCAUUUCAAUUCUGUAGGUCACAGUACAACCUCACUGUACAUUUUAUUCAAUAUUGAUCAAAUCCUUCAAUAUCAAUUCAGUAACAAGUAGGAAUACACAAAAAAGUGUAAAGAUGGUUUGGUUGAUAGUAUGGUAUAAUUUGCUGGUAUUUAUAGCUUUUGGCCACUGGGA
Cynoglossus semilaevis (tongue sole) is the source of this 1015-nucleotide messenger RNA. RefSeq names its product tumor necrosis factor receptor superfamily member 26-like. The record is from RefSeq and is a predicted model, not a curated record. NCBI's taxonomy places the organism in Eukaryota, Metazoa, Chordata, Actinopteri, Pleuronectiformes, Cynoglossidae. Gene Ontology annotation, biological process: positive regulation of apoptotic process; TRAIL-activated apoptotic signaling pathway. Gene Ontology annotation, molecular function: protein binding. Gene Ontology annotation, cellular component: cell surface; plasma membrane. Bases 141 to 776 code for a protein of 211 amino acids. The transcript has 6 exons.